UUCAAAGUGAUUGGAACCAAUUAAAAUCCAACUAGGGUUUAAGCCCCUUCUUCUUCUUCUUCUUUGUUCUCUCCUUUUCUCUCAAUCUCUCUCUCCUCAGCGGCGCCUCCAUUGCUUCCUCUGAACCUCAUCUUACAACCACUCAAUCAUGGCGGAACAGACCGAGAAGGCCUUUUUGAAGCAGCCUAAAGUGUUUCUGAGCUCGAAGAAAACUGGAAAGGGAAAGCGACCUGGGAAAGGAGGAAACAGGUUCUGGAAGAGUAUUGGUUUGGGUUUCAAGACUCCCAGAGAAGCUAUUGAAGGAGCUUACAUUGACAAGAAAUGUCCCUUCACCGGCUCUGUUUCAAUCAGGGGCCGUAUUCUAGCUGGAACUUGCCACAGUGCUAAGAUGCAGAGAACCAUUAUUGUUCGCCGUAACUACCUUCAUUACAUCAAGAAGUACCAAAGGUACGAGAAGAGGCAUUCAAACAUCCCUGCACAUGUGUCACCCUGUUUCCGUGUCAAGGAAGGAGACCAUGUUAUCAUUGGUCAAUGCAGGCCUAUCUCAAAGACAGUGAGGUUCAAUGUGUUGAAGGUGAUUCCAGCUGGAGCUGCUGCUGGUGGAAAGAAGGCUUUUGCUGGAAUUUAAGGUGUUUUUUUUUUUUAUAGAUAUUGUGAUGUAGCUAGGAUCUAUCACAGGGCUUGGAAAUUAGUAUUGUUUGCAGACCCUUGAAUUUUGAUACUUGAAGCAUUUUCAUGAUUACUGAAUACUAUGUUUCUUUUGUUAAAAUCAUAUUGGGAAAUUGUAGUACAAACAUCUUUAUGGUAUCAAAUGUUUUGUCUUAGGACCUCCCGCAAGUUUUGGCAAUAUAGUUGCAAAUGACUCCCUUUCUUUCU
Chenopodium quinoa (quinoa) is the source of this 876-nucleotide messenger RNA. Its product is annotated as 40S ribosomal protein S11-3. Gene Ontology annotation, cellular component: cytosolic small ribosomal subunit; ribosome. The coding region runs from base 149 to 628 and encodes 159 amino acids. The record is from RefSeq and is a predicted model, not a curated record. Lineage: Eukaryota; Viridiplantae; Streptophyta; Magnoliopsida; Caryophyllales; Amaranthaceae. The transcript has 6 exons. Gene Ontology annotation, biological process: translation. Gene Ontology annotation, molecular function: structural constituent of ribosome.